AUGCCAUCUAUCUAUCUAUAUUCUCUGUCUAUCUUUUCAUAUCUAUCUUUCAUCUUCUAUCUAUCUAUUGCUCCGAUGAUCUGCAUUCGCUGGUUCCCAUCUACUUCAUUUUAUUCUAUCUAUCUAUCCAUCUAUCUAUCUAUCCUACACCCUUUCACUGUUCUAUCUAACUGUUAUCUAUUCAUUCAUCUCAUUUUUCGCCUCUAUCUAUCUGUUUCAAUUUUCUUCAUCUAUCUAUCUUCAUCUAUCUAUCUAUCUAUCUAUCUACUCUCUUCUAUCUAUUCCCUUUUUCAAACAACAUUCAAAAUGCCAAUCGAUGAUUUCUAUCCAUCCAUCCAAAAAAUCCCUCUACUAUCUGUUUCCAAUUUAAUUUCUUCAUCUAUCUCAUCCCAGCCCCUUCCAUCUUCAUAUCGUAUUUCUUUUUCGGACCUGUGUCUUGAUAUAUCCAUCUCUUCGGAAAAAUCUAUCGGAUCCAUGGUUCCGUUACCUUCUCUAUCUGUUCAUUCAUCGCCUUUUCAAAUUUUUCAUUCAUUCAUCUAUCUAUCAUCUAUCUCAGCCUUCGAUCCAUCUAUUCAUCCUAUCUAUCUAUCUAUCUCAGCCUUUUUUUCAAAUCCAAAAUUCAUUCAUUAUCUAUCUGUUUCAUCUAUCCAUCAGCACAUUUCCAUAUCUUUUCAUCCAUUCAUUUCCAUCUAUCUAUCUAUCUAUCUAUCUAUCAUCUAUCUCAGCCUUUUUUCAUCUAUCUAUCUAUCUUCCAUUAUCUAUCUUUCCAUCUAUUCUAUCUAUGCCAUCCAUCUCAUGAUGAAAUUCAUUCAUCCAUCUAUUUCAUCGAUCCAUUUAUCCAUCCAUCCAUCCAUUUCAAUCUAUCUAUCCGUUCAUUAUCAUUAUCUAUCUAUCUCUAUCUCAUCCAUCUAUCUAUCAUUCAUCUAUCUAUCAUUUUCAUAUCUAUCUGUCUAUCUAUCUAGCCUUUUCAAAUCUAUCCUAUCUAUCUAUCUAUCUAUCUAUCUUUCUAUAUCUAUCUAUCUUUUCAUCCAUUCAUCCAUCCAUCUUUUCUAUCUAUCUAUCUAUCCAGCCUUUUCAUAUCUAUCUAUCUAUCUAUCUAUCUAUCUAUCUAUCUAUUCAUCUCAGCUAUCUCAGCAUAUCAUUUCAUCUAUCCAUCUAUCUAUCUAUCUAUCUCUAUCUAUCUAUCUAUCUAUCAUCUAUCUAUCCCAGCCCCUUUCAUAUCUAUCUGUUUCAUCUAUCAUUUCCAUCUAUCUAUCCAUCCAUCUAUCUAUAUCUAUCUAUCUCUAUCUCAGCCAUUUUCUAUCCAUCUAUCUAUCUAUCUAUCUAUCUAUCUAUUCAUAUCUAUCAUCUAUGUCAGCCUUUUCAAAUCUAUCUCAUCAUUCAUUCAUCUAUCUAUCUAUCAUCUAUCUAUUCAUCUAUCUAUCUAUUCAGCCUUUUUUCAAUCUAUCUCUCCUUUUCAUAUCCAUCUAUUUCAUCCAUUUUCUCUCUAUCUAUCUAUCUCAGCCUUUUUUCAUAUCUAUCUAUCUAUCUAUCUAUCUAUCAUCUAUCUAUCUCUGUUUCAGCCUUUCAUUUCUAUCUAUCUAUCUAUCUAUCUAUCAUCUAUCUAUCUAUCUAUCUAUCUAUCUAUCUCAGCCUUUUCAAAUCUAUCUAUCUAUCUAUCAUCUAUCUAUCUAUCUAUCUAUCUAUCUUUUAGCCUUUUCAUAUCAUCUAUCUAUCUAUCUAUCUAUCUAUCUAUCUAUCUAUCUAUCUAUCUAUCUAUCUAUCUAUCUAUCUAUCUAUCUAUCUCAGCCCUUUUCAUAUCUAUCUGUUUCAGCCUUUUCAUUUCUAUCUAUCUAUCUAUCUAUCUAUCUAUCUAUCUAUCUAUCUAUCUAUCUCAGCCUUUUUCAUAUCUAUCUAUCUAUCUAUCUAUCUAUCUAUCUAUCUAUCUAUCUAUCUCAGCCUUUUUCAUAUCUAUCUAUCUAUCUAUCUAUCUAUCUAUCUAUCUAUCUAUCUCAGCCUUUUUCAUAUCUAUCUAUCUGUUUCAGCCUUUUCAUUUCUAUCUAUCUAUCUAUGUUUGAGAAAUCAGCAUCUCCUGACGAAUGGACUGAUUUUAUAUUUGAAUUAAACUCUCUCUCUUUCCUUCUCGCUCUCACUCUCUCCCCCCUUUCUCUCUAUCUAUCUAUGGUGCGGCAGUAA
Molecule: messenger RNA, 2175 nt
Organism: Acanthosepion pharaonis
Lineage: Eukaryota; Metazoa; Mollusca; Cephalopoda; Sepiida; Sepiidae
Source: the annotation of a GenBank genome assembly